Messenger RNA from Emys orbicularis (European pond turtle), 1082 nucleotides. It is a transcript of the gene POLR1D, whose product is annotated as RNA polymerase I and III subunit D. The transcript is spliced from 4 exons. The coding region runs from base 149 to 520 and encodes 123 amino acids. The record is from RefSeq and is a predicted model, not a curated record. Lineage: Eukaryota; Metazoa; Chordata; Testudines; Emydidae.
UCCUCGCACCCGCUGCUCCGCCCCUUCGCUCCUCCCUGUCCCCGGCCGCGAGCAGUGGAUGGGCCCGGCCUACGUCUGUACCUGAGCCGCCGCUGCGGUGUUUCUGGCCUAGCGGGGGCCGCGCCGCAUCUACCUUCGCCCCGCCGCCAUGGAAGAGGACAUGGAGCUGGAGAGAAAGGCAGUAGAAGAGCUUCUUAAAGAGGCAAAGCGUGGGAAAACCAGAGCUGAAACAAUGGGAGCUAUGGGUUGGAUGAAGUGCCCUCUUGCAGGUACAAAUAAAAGAUUUCUUAUUAAUACUAUUAAGAACACGUUACCCUCCCAAAAAGAGCAAGACGAAGAACACGAACAGGAGGAGGACAGUAAACCGCCUGAGCCAAGUGAGAGCAGGAAAGAAGAAAAACCAAAGAAACAUAGAACUUAUCCUUACACACCCAGCUUUCAGGCCAGAAGAAGAGUCAGCUAUUCUCCUCCUAGGUACCGGAACAGGAGCCGGCACACAAAGGAUAAGUACGAAAAGUGACCAAGCAAACAGAGAAGGAUAGAUCAGAUCUGAAGAAAGGAAGACUUGAGCACUCCUAGCCCACAUGUACACUUUCUGUAGCUUGUAAGAGGUCAAUAUCUAUCUACUGAGAGAACUGCUGACUUCUAUAGAUAUUUUCUUUAGUGUUAAGAACAAAUUUAAAAUGGGCAAUGUUAGCUUUAAUACCUAGGAGGAAUUAUCUGUAAUAUGGAAUAUGUAAUAUGGUUCACCUGUUCGCAUGUGUUCUACAAACUGAUCAGAAGGGAUGACAAACAUUAGCAGUAAUAAACUCUAGAUGCAAUACUUCUGUCUGUAUUUAGACUUCCUUCUUCAGAGGAAGUAGUGUGAAAAACAUAGAGACAGUGCUUUGAAAACAACCUCAGCAGCUAACAUUACCAUGUCUCUAUCCACGCCUGUGAAUUUUACAAUUAGAUAUAAUACUAGAGUCACAGAGCAAGGAUUAAAAAAAUGUUUUCUAACCACUGAUGUAACAACUUUCAAUGCCUGUAUGACAAUUUUGUAGUGGUAAAAUUCUAAAAUUCAUAAAUGUAAUUACACAUCA